CACCAGAAAUGAGGGUUAUGUUUUAUUUAUUCCUGAUGCUCAAUGUUGGUCGUUGCUCAGAUGAACAGACUUUCGAGACAAAGACUGUUUACGUUGGGGAGAAUAUUAACCUGACGUGCCCACGUAGAGAUGUAGGAACCUUGUUUUGGCUCAAGCUUGUUUCUGGAGAUUUUCCUAAAAUCUUAGGAAGAUCAUUUAGCUCUCAGAGUGCUGAUCAGCGCAUUAGAACUGUAACAGAUCCUGGAAUAUUUGAUCUGUAUAUUACAAAAGCACAGCAGAGUGAUACAGGAGUUUACAUCUGUAUGAAAACAGCAAAUCGAGAACUAACAUUUUUGAAUGGAACCUACUUAAAAGUUCAAGGACCUGAGCCUCCUUUCACUACAGCUCCUCCACCUGAUUCUGUCCAUCAGGAACACACAGUCAAUCUUCAAUGUUUGGUCCUCCAUGACUUCCAGAAUAAAACAUGUCCAGUAGAUGACAACGUGUUCUGUUUGAGUGCAGAACCACAUCAAUCUAACCCGGGCUCUAAUUAUACUCAUGUGAAUGGUGGAGAUGAAUAUGAAAGGAACUCAGAGGCACUCUCCACAAAAACAUGUUUCUACAGCUACUUCAGAAACUUCAGCUCUUCUGAUUCUCAGACGUAUUACUGUGCUGUGGCCACAUGUAUGGAGUCUUUUUCUCGAAAUAAAACAACAGGCGAUGCUGAAGGUAAUUGA
This is a messenger RNA of Pundamilia nyererei, 716 nucleotides long. RefSeq lists its product as uncharacterized. Lineage: Eukaryota; Metazoa; Chordata; Actinopteri; Cichliformes; Cichlidae. Bases 9 to 716 code for a protein of 235 amino acids. Gene Ontology annotation, biological process: response to bacterium. The transcript has 3 exons. The record is from RefSeq and is a predicted model, not a curated record.